AUGUCACUGAGCGACCAUCCCAAGGCCUACGGCACCGCUGCGUUGGUGGCCGCCUUUGCCACCGGCAUCCUCGUGACGCUGGGCUUCAAAGAUGCCUACCCGGAGCUCGAGAGCCGAUUCCAGGAAAAGCGCCGGAGACCCGGCGGUCGAAGCGGCAAAGGGGGGCUCGGCAAGCGACGAUCCAGCAUAUUCUGGGGCACCGCACCCGUCACUCUCGAGGACCACGAGCAAGACUCGUUUACUAGCCCAUCCGAGGGCAUCGCCGAGGACGGCAUCGCGGGCUGUAUCGGCAACACGCCGCUCAUCAGGAUCCAGUCGCUCUCCGAGGCCACGGGCCGCACCAUUCUCGCCAAGGCCGAGUUCCUCAACGGCGCCGGCAACAGCCCCAAGGACCGCGUGGCGCUGCGCAUCAUCCGCGAGGCCGAGAGCCAGGGCCUGCUGACGCCGCACCGCGGCGACACCAUCUACGAGGGCACCGUCGGCAGCACGGGCAUCUCGCUGGCGACGCUCGCCCGCGCGCUCGGCUACCGCGCGCACAUUUGCAUGCCCGACGACCAGAGCCACGAAAAGUCGGACCUGCUGCUGCACCUCGGCGCGGCUGUCGAGCGCGUCGCCGUCGCCCCCAUCACCAGCCCGGACCACUUUGUCAACCUGGCCCGGCGCCGCGCCGUCGAGCACGCGGCCGCCCACGAGGACGGCAGCCGCGGCUUCUUCGCCGACCAGUUCGAGUCCCCCGCCAAUUGGCAGGCGCACUUUGCCACCACGGGACCGGAGAUUUGGCGCCAGACGGGCGGGCUCGUCGAUGCCUUUGUCGCGGGCGCCGGCACCGGCGGCACCAUUGCCGGCGUGGCGCGCUACCUCAAACGCGGCGGCGGCGGCGAGGCCAAGAAGACCACCCCGCGGCGCGUGCGCGUCGUCCUCGCCGAUCCUCAGGGGAGUGGCCUUUACAACAAGAUCAAGCACGGCGUCAUGUACGCGCCGACGGAGCGCGAGGGCACGCGCCGCCGGCAGCAGGUCGACUCCAUGGUCGAGGGCGUGGGCGUCAACCGCGUGACGGCGAACUUCGAGGCCGGCCGCGACCUGGUCGACGACGCGGUCAAGGUCACGGACGAGCAGGCGUGCCGCAUGGCGCGCUGGCUGGUGGAAAAGGACGGCAUCUUCGUCGGCAGCAGCAGCGCCGUCAACUGCGUCGGCGCCGUCGCCACGGCCCUGACGCUGCCGGCGGGGAGCGUCGUCGUCACGAUGCUGUGCGACUCGGGCACGCGCCACCUCAGCAAGUUCUGGAAGCACAUCAAGGCGGCCGGCCUGGAGGAGCACGAGGCCACGGACCUCUUUGCCGAGCUUGGACUGUCUUGA
This is a messenger RNA of Akanthomyces muscarius, 1356 nucleotides long. RefSeq lists its product as uncharacterized. NCBI's taxonomy places the organism in Eukaryota, Fungi, Ascomycota, Sordariomycetes, Hypocreales, Cordycipitaceae. Gene Ontology annotation, cellular component: cytoplasm. The transcript has a single exon. The record is from RefSeq and is a predicted model, not a curated record. The coding region runs from base 1 to 1356 and encodes 451 amino acids. Gene Ontology annotation, molecular function: cysteine synthase activity.